AUGAAAUCUGUAAAGGCAUCGAAAUAUUUAUAUACGGCCUCUUUAUUCUUUUUUAUAUUCUUGGCAGCUGUAUGCGUUGCUAUUUCUGCUGUUGAUGUUAUUAUUCAAGCUUUAUCAAAUAAAACAAGCACUGGAAGUUUUGACUUUCGUAAUCUAGCUGUUAUUGGUGGUAGUUAUGUUUUGCUGGCAUUAGCAUCAUUUCUUUUUUCUUGUAGUCGAAUGUUAACCAUCAGAGGCUCAUUACAAGACAUUCCAAAACUUUAUAUUCCUAUUAAAAAAGAAGAUUUACCAAAGAAAGUAUUUUUGAAAAUAAAUCAAGAAUUCAAUAAAGCAAAGCAAACUAGAAAGUUAGUAGCGCCUAGACCAGAGGAUAUUCAAACUGUAGGCUGGGCUAAACCAGGAACUCCCUUUUUUGAAGAUUUAGAUUUUAAGCAAGCUGUUGCAAGAACGCCAGCUAUUAUUGAAAAAUUUGCAAGAAAUAUUAAUCCAGAUUACUUUAGACCGUUACAUGUACCAGUUCGACCUUAUAUUGAAUUAUUAAUAGAUGAGGGAUUAAUUGAUAAGGACCUUGGAUCCUAUUAUUUAGAAGGAUAUGAAAUUGCAAGAUUUAGUCCACAUCUUUUAACUCAAGAGCAAUUUAAAAAUAUUAUGAAACAUGUUGCAGCAAUAGUGAAAAAUAUGGGCUAUAACAUUAAAAAUAAUGCUAUUAUUACAGAUAAUGAUAGCCUUGAAAGGGAACUGAGUCGACAAACGACAACAUCAUCAUCUAUUGAUUCAACAACUGGGGAAAGUUAUUAUCAACUGUCUUGGAAAGAAAGUCACCGACGGUCGUCAUACCAUAGUCAGCAGCAAAAUAGUAAAACUUCACUGCACGCAACACUCAUGAAUGAUUUAUAUAAAUAA
Molecule: messenger RNA, 903 nt
Organism: Cokeromyces recurvatus
Lineage: Eukaryota; Fungi; Mucoromycota; Mucoromycetes; Mucorales; Mucoraceae
Exons: 5
Coding region: 1-903 (300 amino acids)
Source: RefSeq, a predicted model, not a curated record